Vicia villosa (hairy vetch) is the source of this 975-nucleotide messenger RNA. RefSeq lists its product as uncharacterized. The transcript is spliced from 3 exons. Lineage: Eukaryota; Viridiplantae; Streptophyta; Magnoliopsida; Fabales; Fabaceae. Bases 1 to 975 code for a protein of 324 amino acids. The record is from RefSeq and is a predicted model, not a curated record.
AUGUCGGUUUUAGUAAACGAUAGCCCCACUAAAGAGUUUGUGGUGGAAAGAGGAUUACGUUUGAAAAUCUUAGUGAACAAGGCGGUGGAUAACGGGGAUUAUGUUGGAUGUAAUGUGAAAGGUAAUUUUUGUGUGGAUGUUUUACAAUUUGCGGACGACACUUUACUUGUGGGAGAUGGGAGUUGGAGGCAUUUGUGGGCUAUCAAAUCGGUGUUAAGCGGAUUUGAAAUUGUUUCGGGUCUUGGUAUCAAUUUCAACAAGAGUAAGCUUAAUGGAAUAAAUAUUAAUCCUUAUUUUUUGGAGGUGGCGACCUAUUUUCUUUCUUGCAAGUUGGAACCAAAAGAGUUCUCUUUUCUUGGGAUCCGCAAUGGCUCUAAUCCUAGAAGGAUCGACUUCUGGAGACCCGAUGUGGAAAAGUUUAGGAAGAAGUUGUGUUCUUGGAAAGGGAGAUGGCUUAGUUUUGGGGGAAGAAUUACUUUAUUAAAAUUUGUGCUAGGAAGUUUACCUAUUUUUACUCUCUCUUUUUAUUUGGCUCCGAAGAAGGUUAUUCGCGAGACUAAUAAAAUUCAAAGCAAUUUCCUUUGGGGAGGAGUAAAGGAGAAGAUAUGUAUUCAUUGGGUGAAGUGGAAAGAUGCAUGUUUGCCGGUGGAUAAAGGUGGGCUAGGUUUGAGAAGUGUGGAAGAUUUCAAUUUGGCUCUUCUUUUCAAGUGGAAGUGGAGAAUUUUGGAGGCUUCUAAUUUUCUUUGGUAUAGGAUGUUGAGAGCGAGAUACGGGGACGUGAAGCUCCGAGUGGUUAUCGAAGGAGGAAGGAGAGAUUGCUCUGAGUGGUUAUCGAAGGAGGAAGGAAAAGGGGCUAUGUUAAUUGAUGGCGUUUUUUCCUGGGCCACGAACAUUCUGUUUGGUUCCGCCGUAACACCUGAUGCGGACUCUGUUUCUGCAAAAACAGCCGCGACUCCUGCAACAGCCAUGGCGUAG